Messenger RNA from Colossoma macropomum (tambaqui), 8120 nucleotides. RefSeq names its product tetraspanin 9a (gene tspan9a). Gene Ontology annotation, cellular component: membrane. The transcript is spliced from 7 exons. Lineage: Eukaryota; Metazoa; Chordata; Actinopteri; Characiformes; Serrasalmidae. The record is from RefSeq and is a predicted model, not a curated record. Bases 1142 to 2170 code for a protein of 342 amino acids.
UUUCAUAGUGUAAACGUUUCAUGACCAACAGAAUUGACCAGCAGAAGUCAAAGUAACGUACAUUAAAGUUAUAAUUGUUUGUUGUUUCUCCUCUAAAGUUGCCAUUACAAAUACCCAAGAUUUGAUUUUGACAGCGAUGCAAUAUAAAGACAGCUUUAAACUUUGUUGACUGUAUCAGACCCAGUUCUGGUUUUGAUUGACAGCAGAUGCCUUUGGUUGCAAGUAAUAUGCAGAAUUUUGACCCCCCUAUCGCUCCAGUCUGGCUCAUGAUUUUUUAAUUUAUCCCCGGCCAGACUGAACUUGUAUAGGCAAAAAGCAUAGUAAUGAUAAGCUUAUUAAAGACGGUGCCGGCUGCAGGGAUGGGCUAUAGCCAAGAGCUGCUGCCCUAUUGGCUGCCUGAUGGACUGAGAGGAGGGGCUAGUAGGAGGAGAGGUAGAGAGAGCGAGAGAGAGAGCAAGAUAGGAGGAGAGGAGGGGGAGAGAGACGCUUCAGCUCUGGAUGGGGACAGGAGGCAAUGCCCAGUAGAUGCAGCUGCCGAUAAUAGCACACAUCAGAGAUCGAGUGAGCACAGGCUCACAGGGGAGAGGAGAAGAGAGGAGAGGAGCGCAGCAGUACAGCACCAUGAGACUCCAGCAGAAGCAAGCAGAUAACUGAGGCUCUGUAAGAAAAGAAAGAGAGUCUCGGUGCAGUGGAGAAGCUCAGAAGCUGUCAGACAGAGGGAGGUGGAAGUUAGAAGCUGCGAGAGAAGGAAAGAAAUAGAGAACAGAAGGAAGGGGUGGAAGUUAGAAGCUGUGGGAACUCUUAGAGCUUCCCCUGGAAAGCAGCGCUGAGGUCAGCAGGCAGCUGAACUGCCUGGCUUUCCUGGACGAGAGCUGAACACAUGGGCAGAUAGGCUGCUGGAACUUCCCACAGAAGCUCAUGCUUGGGCUUUAGAAGCUGAGGAGCAAGUGUGGUUGAACCCAGGCAGACGGUUCCUCUGGCAGUUCCUGUCCAUUAGCCACCAGCCUGAUCAGACUUAGAGACUGGAAAAGGACUGGCUCCGUUUGGUGGAGCUUCAAAGAGUUAGUUGAAGCUUCUGAUCUGCUUAUUCUGAGAGACAUGGUAGAGUAUGACCUGCAAAGCAUAGCCGCAGCCCCAGAGCAUGGAGAAGUCAAGUAGCGAAGAAUCCGCCAUCCACCGCAGCCCCUCUGUGGACAGCCACGACUCGGACUUCGCUCGAGCGUCCACCUCGGGACGCCCCUUCUCGGGACGGGGCUUCACCGCCGGUGCCUUCUACGGCUCUACGGGCCCACGGGCACAGCAGCAGCAGCAGCAGGCCGGCACGGGCCAGAGCGGCGCGGCCGCAGACGACAAGAGCGGGAACAAGUACAGCUCCCCCAAAGGCAGCAAAUACGUGGUCUUUUACCUGGAUCUAUCCUUUGUGUUCCUUUUAGAAUUCAAGAAGUGCAACAUGGCAAGGGGCUGCCUGUGCUGUUUGAAGUACAUGAUGUUCCUCUUCAACCUCAUCUUCUGGUUGUGUGGCUGUGGGUUGCUGGGUGUAGGGAUUUGGUUGGCUGUGUCUCAGGGCAGCUUCGCCACUUUCUCACCCUCCUUCCCGUCCCUGUCCGCUGCCAACCUGGUCAUCGCCAUAGGCGCCAUCGUCAUGGUGACCGGCUUCCUCGGUUGCUUGGGUGCCAUCAAGGAAAACAAGUGCCUACUCCUGAGCUUCUUCAUUGUCUUGCUGAUUAUUUUGCUGGCAGAGCUGAUUUUGCUCAUCCUCUUCUUCGUGUACUCGAAUAAGGUCAGUGAAAAUGCCAAGAAGGACCUGAAAGAUGGCCUUGCCCUCUACUACUCGGACAACAACAUUGGCCUGAGGAACGCUUGGAACAUCAUCCAAGCUGAGUGGAAGUGCUGUGGUGUGACAGGUUACACAGACUGGCAUGAGGCUCUAAAGGAGAAGGUGGUACCGGACCGCUGCUGUCAGGAGCAUUAUCAGGACUGCGGCCGUAAUGUCACCAAUGAGUUCUGGAAGCGGGGUUGCUUUGAGAAGGUGGAGGAGUGGCUGGACGAUAACAAGCACCUGCUCGGCACUAUUGGCAUGUGCAUCUUGGUUGUCCAGCUCCUGGGCAUGGCCUUCUCCAUGACACUGUUCCAUCAGAUCCACAGAACAGGGAAGAAGUAUGAUGCCUAGCUGGGCUGAAGUACAGAGGGGCGUUCCACUGCAUUAUUAUGGGACUGAAUUUGGAGGCCCCUCUAAAUCCCCUACAUACCACCAUUGGCCAAGUCCUAACCUUAUUCCCUGUUCUUCCCCAACCACUCUGUACAGACAUCAGCCAUGCGUCCCUUCUCUUCUCUUCUUUCCCGACACCACUCAUCUGCCAAAGAGAAAGAGGGACAGAGAGGAAGAGGAGUUCAGACUGUUUGGUUUGAAAACUCUGGGGUGGUUGUCUCCCUCUUCAGCUCCUUUAGAACCUUUAUUUUCUACGCUUGGACUAACUAACGUUUGCAGGAAAGGAGAAUAUUUUGACAAUAAAACUGCAUUGCUUUACUAAUGCAUAAUUCCCACCCUGCAAAGCAAGGACAAGACAUAGAAGACUGAUAGCCAUGCCAUCCUCUGGGUGGGGUGCAUUUUAAGUGUUGUUCAAAUGUUAAAAUCCCCUCAACAAUGAAAAUGACAAAAGGUUCCAUCUUAGCAUGCUGCAGUUUUCUACUCGGUGGAAACCUUUGUCAUUUAAGGCUGUUUGUUUGUUUGUUUGUUUGUUUUUGCCCCUAGUAUUUUAAUUUUCAUCUUAACACACCUCUGAAGGUUGUCCUGAGUCAGGAGAAAGCUGAGUAGGUCUGUGGGUUGUAGUACAGGGUCAGACAGUUCUAACUUGCUCUAACUGAAAUCUGUCUGUGCUCAUAUGUUCAGAUUUGUGAUGGGCGGUUUGAGAAGGGAUGCCAACGGGUUGGAAAUUUCAAGCAAGAAAUGAGACUGAUGUUAAGAUAAAGAAGGAUAGACAGCUGUGGAUAUUUCAAGCCAUUUUUCAGUAUGUUUGAUCACCCUGCUUUGCAUAGAACUCAAACAAUAUCAGUCAAAUAAGUAACGUCAUAUUUCCCUGUCUAAAUUCAGAUAAACACAAUAUGCUCAGUAACAAUACUUCCAUAUACAGUGUGUUUUAGAGCCAGUGAUGAACAGUUUCAGAGUCCUGUUGUGGCAGUAAUGGACAGAAAGCAUGUGGAGCAAGCUGAGGUUUUGAAGAGAGGCUAAAGAGUAAAUCAGGGAGUGUCCAGUUCUGAUUAUGGAGAGUACGGUUUGGUGAUCUGGUGAGUUGUUUAGUUUAAGCUAGACUGAAGCUGGACACCCCUGGGGUACACCAUGUGUGCCAUGCUACCUCCCUAAGGGCAGUUUCACAAGGACAUGGUAUCUGUCAAAAAGGCUUUGACAUGCAUUGCUGAUUUGUUGUAUGUUUGUGGGCAGUAGGGGUUGCAUAGACUGAAUCCACUGGGCAGCGCUGUGGACAAGUCAGUUAUUUAAAAAAACUGCAGUGAACAAGCUGGAGGAGAGAACAGUUUUGAGACCAGGUAGGUUUUGAGAAUGCCAAACAUGCCAAACAUCCAGUCACAGACCGCUUAGCGUAAUAUGUACAACGAAAACAAACUUGGGGUACCAACGGAAAACGUACCUCGUUCACUUGCUACGUACACUUUCAAACACAAUUUAAGAACAAUGUUAAAAAUUGAAUGCCAUGGGAAUGUUUCCUAGUUGAGCGACUAGGCCUGUAUCUCACUCUGAAAGGCUUAUUGGUAAACAGAUGCAUCUGCUUGCUACCAGCAUUUAGCUUGAAAGAACAGUAAUUUCCCAUUGGGUAGUGCAUGGAAAACAGUUUAAAGUAAGGGGUGAGUUUCUGAGAGCUCUGGUGAUUUUAGUGCACAAGACAUAGAAGACUGUUAACAAGAGACAGUCUGAGUACUUCCAAAACUUGGUGAAGUACUACAAAACUCUUCUGCAGUGCAAAUCUCACACCUUGAUCUGCAGGAUAAGAUUUGCCACAAUAACCAACCCCUGUUAGCAAGCUAACAGUAACAAACAAAAUACUUCUCACAGACAUCUGGAAGAACAGUCAUGCCAACCCUUAGUGGGCAGAGGUUGGUGUUUCCUCCCAUGUGACUGAUUGAUAUAUACAGGAAAUCCAUGGAUGGUUGAAAGUGAAGAACUUGAUGUUCUACUGUGAAUGUUCUUCUUCACAGAAGGAAUCCCUGUGAGCUGUCAUAGAUCUUUAAAAUUGGAUUGUACAGCUCUUAAUGUGAGCUGAUAGUGAUUAGUUUCUCCUCAACAUCAACAAGACUCUCUCUGUUUGGCUGACACAUGGUUACAUGUUCUGUGAGGAACACCGUGCUCAGCGCUACCCACUGAGCACAGUGGCACAGUGGGUAGCGCUGUCGUCUCAGCUCAAGAAGGGUCCUUUCUGUGUGGUGUGCAUGUUCUCCCCUUGUCUGUGUGGGUUUCCUCCCACAGUCCAAAGACAUGCAGUCAGUCCAACUGGACAUGGUAAAUGCCCCUAGAAGUGAGUGUGUGUGUGUCUGUCUGUCUGUCUGUCUGCCCUGCCCUACCUGUCUAGGUUGUUUCCUGCCUUUCACCCAUUGACCGCUGGGAUAGGCUCCAGCUCCCCCCCGCGACCCAGAAGGAUAAGCGGCUUAGAAAAUGUGUGUGUGUUCUGUGAGGCAAUAGAGCAGUAUGAUUUUGAGCAUUUAUAUUAGGAACUCAGUAUAUUAAUGCAUUGCUAUCAUUGAAAUCUGUGGCAAGAGGUGCAUUUUUGACUGAUACCAAAAUGUCCUUAUGGGAGUCAACAGUAAACUCGUGAACAGAGACACUGAAGUUAAAGCAGUCUCCUCCACAAAAAGAGCUUCCAGACAUUAAGCCAGAGCUUGGCUCCAGACGGCUCCAGCAUCAUUGAUUGUCUGAGUGUUAGAGUCUGCAUUCUUUGUUUCUGCGCAUCUCAGCUGAUCAGCCAGUGUUUCUGUUCACUUGAUUCAUCUUUUCAUUAUUUUUCUUGCAUGAAGGCUCGAAUGUGCCACAGAGGUUACGGCAGUUUGCAUUUUCAACUGACAUUCCUGUUAGGUGAGCUGAUUUUGAAUCUGUACCUCUAGUUCAGAUCCUGGUGUCCUGGUGUCCCUUCUGUCAUCUCUCCCUGCCUCCAGCUCAGAGGGGAGUGGAAGGAUCCAGAUCAAAGGCAAUGCUUUUCCGAGAUGAUGGCAAACGAGGCCUUAGAGUGAAAGGCCUUUUACCAGCUCAAAGUUUUGUGGGGUUUAAUUGCAUGCUGUAGAACACGAAUUACUUUGUCCUGGCUGCAAUUGCUGUCAGACAUCCUGGCGAGAGCGAGAGGGAGGGGUCAUCAUGCUGUCUCAUAUCAAACCUGGCACUCGGACAGCCGUGACCUUCUCCCCAGGUGUUAGGCUGGGGAUUAGCGUGUGCUGUGCUGAUGUUACACCACACGUCCAAUCAGGUAUUGACUGAGACAGUUUUUUUUUUGCUGUUUACUGUAGUUGGGGAAAUUGGUUUUAAACAAUCAGGGACCAGAGGUGGUCAGCAGUUCAGAUUUUCAUCCUAGAUACACAGAGAAUUGGAGAAGAGUUGUAUUCUGCUUUGGAUGAGCGUAAGAACGCUGUCACUGUGCAUUGCUGCUAUGAGAGACGUCGUUGAGGUUCUUAAGAGUGAGAAGACGUGAAGAGAAAGAUUAACAGCUAAGAAACACUGCAGACUCUACCACAAUAACCCUUUGCUUGCUAACACCUGGGGAUGUCUGAAUGCUGGGGAAUGUUUGGAACUGGUGUGGAGCUGAAGGGCAACAAGCAUACUAUUAUAGACAAGCAGUGACUGAACACAGUGGGUAAAUAAAUAUGUUUUUUUUUUUCAUUGUCUUCUUUUUUGUUAUUCUUUUUUUUUGCAUGGAAAAAUUGUUCCAUCAAGCAAAACUACUAAAGCAAAACAGUGGAAACUGGUGAUACAGGUGAUGCGGGGUUACUUUGUGGUUUUGCUGCAUAAUUACAGUACAUUUUAAUAUCCUUUAAAUAGAGGAACAGUGCUGUCCCCUGCUCUCAUAAUCUUGAUUUGUGCAAGAAUUGGGUAAUUUCUUAAAAAAAACAUCUGCUGUAACCCUCGGUUUUCCACCCAAUUGUGUAAUGCUUAACCCGCUGUCCCUUGCAGGGCCGUCGUCUUAUAAACGCAUAUUAAGCUGCCGUUGUAUUGUUGGCGUGAAUGGAUUUUGGAAGAAAUCACAGAAAUUACCAACAGCAAAACUGAAAAAUAAUAUAAAUCUGCUGACAGCAUUGUUUACCAUAGGAGGUUUUCAUUUUCUGCAUAAUUGUAUCUGUUUUUGUUUCACACUGCAUUUAUUCAAUCUCAAAUUAGGUGGUUCUUGCUUCAUAUCAUCUCAAAUACACCCAGCAGAUGUGAAAUAAGUGCAUAUUUUUCAUAACCUCAAGUGUUGCUCUCAAGUAUUAGAAAGGUUGUCUGUAAUAUCUAACUGCACAGGUGGGCGGACAACAAAAUGCCUGUUACAAGGGUUACAUAAUCUAAUUGUUGCAUUCUUAUUCUUUUUAUUUUGUAUAUUGGUCGUCAUUUUUGUCUGUUUUUAUUCCACAGGCUGUUUUACUUAUUUUAUUGUUUUAUUUCACUUCCUGUAUUGGCUUUCUUUAAAGGUCAGCUCAGCAACAUGUGACGAGAGUUAGCAUAACAGAACUUUUCAUUUUGAAAAGGCUCUGAUCUGACUGCCUUAUUAUCAGAUCAGCAGAAUUUGUUGUUUGGUCUUCGCAGUGGAACAAAUUUAUGGUGGGCAGAUUCAUGCUACACAUUCUAAUCUUAUUCACAAUCUUAAUCCAAAUAUUAUUGAACUAAGGCAGUUCUUAAUGUGUGAUAUGGUUUGUUCUUUGCUGAGCUGAUCUAUAUAUGUUAAUGCAUCGCCCCACGCUAAGCUCUAUACAUUUUCAGUUCACCCUGUCUGAACUGAUCAUUACCGGCCCAACGUAAACAUGUCAGAAUUCACAUACCAUGUAGAAUGUUUGUGUUGUCUAAAUGUAUAUUUUGGUAAGUCAUUUUCUUAAUUGCCAUUGAAACAAGUUUUGUACCCAUUUGUUGUUAUCUAAUAUCUUUUGUUUGUUUAUUAGCUUUUUUUUUGCAUUUGUAUUUUUCAAUUCAAGAGUGUAACUCAGUUCUGUACAUGUUGCUAUUUGUUGGUACUGUAUUCAUAUUUUGACACUGUUGCAGGGAAGCAUUUUAUCCAUAGAUCUGAGUAAUCAUGAAAUAACUUAUCCAAGUAUUCCAUUCUUUCUUUGAAACACUGUCCCGAAAGUAACUGAUUUGGUAUGGAAAGAAGGGAUUUGGAAAGCAACUAAUAUCUACCACCUUUAUCUGUAUUUUUGUACUACAGUCCUAACCCCAGCACUAACCUGCAUAUACGAGCUGUGGAAACGUACUCUCUUGAGUGAUGUGUUUGAUGUAGUGUCAUGGUGGGUGGCAGUUCUAAUAUCUUGUCAACCCAGCUUUGUCCUGUGGAGUUUUUUUGGCUACAUGUAAAGCACUAUAAAUAUCUAUAUUAGGUGGUGCACUAAAUUUCAUUCUUUAAAUCCUACUAUUUUUUAAAUAAAGGAAAGUGUGUCACAAAACUCAAUGAUAAUGUAUAGUCAUUGACUUUGUUCUUAAUGACUGAUUCUUCAAAUAUGAUUUUUGUAUGCACCAUUGUAGACACUACAUUGAACUUUAUUUAAAUUUUGCCAUGAUAUCUUAGACAUUUCUAAGCGUGUUGGAACAGAUAGCAGCUGUAGUUGGUUCCAAACUGCUCUGGAAAAGCCUGCUGCUAAUGAAGUACUGAUCAUGUGUCCAUGAAAGGCCAUAUGUGUUUGAAAUGAAACAUUACGGCACGUUAUGACAUUGAGAAAUAACAGUGUUUAAGAACUUUUUCUACGCAUUACAAACAACAGCUUGGUGUGAGUGCCGCAUUAUUUUUCUACUGAGCUUUAUUGAUUGGUUAAUCUAACUUCUGUGCCAUUUCACUUUGGCUAUUUUUCAAAACACCUUUUCUUCUAUGCAAAAGCCCUGUUUAGGCUUUUUACUGAUCAUUUUGUAUUAGUUCCAUGUAAUUAAAUAAACUUAUUAGAAUUAA